Messenger RNA from Menidia menidia (Atlantic silverside), 3075 nucleotides. Lineage: Eukaryota; Metazoa; Chordata; Actinopteri; Atheriniformes; Atherinopsidae. The record is from the annotation of a GenBank genome assembly.
AUGGAGCUGCCUGCAGUGGCCAUUGACAGUGCUGCAAACAGCCCCGGCUUUCGGCUGCCGGCGGCCAAUGGAAGGACAACUUCGGAUGGCUCUGACUUCUACCCGUGUUUCGGGGAUGGCAGCAGUGUGACCUCCCGGGCGUCCGCGGCUCUGACCGGUUACGAGACGCUGGACGCCCCGCCGCACUACGACUUCUACGCCAACACGGAGGCCUGGGGCCGGCGGCGGCGCCUCAGACCCUCCCUGUACCAGCUGCACGCCAGCCCCGAGGUUGACUGCAGACCUCCCGUGUAUGAGGAGACAACAGAUGGACGGGUGGAAAGAGACGACAGUUCUGAGGAAGAGGAGGAUGAGCUAAAGGAACCACCAUUCGAACCCACUCGCUUUGGCUGGAUACAGGGAGUCAUGAUCCGCUGCAUGUUGAACAUCUGGGGAGUGAUCCUCUACCUGAGGCUGCCUUGGAUCACAUCUCAAGCUGGUAUAGGUCUGACCUGGGUGAUCGUUCUGCUCUCCUCUUGUAUAACUGGGAUCACCGGUCUGUCAACCUCCGCCAUAGCCACCAACGGCAAAGUCAAAGGAGGUGGAACCUACUUCCUGAUCAGCCGCAGCCUGGGGCCCGAGCUGGGGGGCUCCAUUGGGCUGAUCUUCGCCUUUGCCAACGCGGUGGCGGUGGCCAUGCACACUGUGGGCUUCGCCGAAACGGUCACGGACCUCAUGCGAGAACACGGCGCCGCGAUGGUGGACCGAACCAACGACAUCCGCAUCAUCGGCAUCAUCACCGUCACCUGUCUGCUCGCCAUCUCCAUGGCCGGCAUGGCGUGGGAGUCAAAGGCCCAGAUCCUCUUCUUCGUGGUCAUCAUGGUGUCGUUUGCCAGCUACAUCGUUGGAACAAUCAUGCCCGCCUCGACCGAGAAACAAGCCAAAGGUUUCUUUGGCUACAAGGCGGAUAUCUUUGCCACCAACUUUGUGCCCAGCUGGCGGGGGCCGGAGGGCAGCUUCUUUGGCAUGUUCUCCAUUUUCUUCCCCUCCGCUACGGGCAUCUUGGCGGGAGCAAACAUCUCCGGAGACCUCAAGAAUCCAGCAGUGGCUAUCCCUCGAGGGACGCUGAUGGCAAUAUUCUGGACCACAAUAUCCUACAUCAUCAUCACUGCAACCGUCGGAUCCUGUGUGGUGCGAGACGCAUCUGGCGUCAUAAACGACACCCUGUCCUCCUCGCCGUCCGCUGCGGACUGCGAUGGCGUUUCGUGUCAGUUUGGGUGGGACUUCACCGAGUGCAUCAACAACAAAACCUGCCCCUACGGCCUCAACAACUACUAUCAGACGCUGGGCAUGGUGUCGGCCUUCGCCCCGCUGAUCACCGCCGGAAUAUUCGGAGCCACCUUGUCCUCCGCUUUGGCCUGCCUGGUGUCCGCUCCCAAAGUCUUUCAGUGCCUCUGUAAGGACCAUCUCUACCCCGUCAUUGGCUUCUUUGGAAAAGGCUAUGGCAAAAACCACGAACCUCUCCGAGCCUAUCUUCUGACAUACAUCAUAGCUGCCUGCUUCAUCAUAAUUGCUGAGCUGAACACCAUCGCUCCGAUCAUCUCCAACUUUUACCUCUGCUCCUACGCUCUGAUCAACUUCAGCUGCUUCCACGCGUCCAUCACCAACUCACCGGGUUGGCGUCCGUCGUUCAGGUUCUACAGUAAGUGGCUGUCCCUGCUUUGUGCGGCGAUCUGUGUGGUCAUCAUGUUCCUGCUGACCUGGUGGGCGGCCCUCAUCGCUAUCGGCGUUGUUAUAUUCUUUCUGGGAUACACACUCUACAAGAAGCCAGCGGUCAACUGGGGCUCCUCGGUCCAGGCCGGCUCCUACAACAUGGCGCUGAACCACUGCGUGGGGCUGAACCUGAUAGAGGACCACGUGAAAAACUACAGACCUCAGUGUCUGGUGCUGACCGGUCCUCCCAGCAGCCGGCCGGCUCUCGUGGACCUCGUCAGCUGUUUCACCAAACACCUCAGUCUCAUGAUGUGCGGCAACGUGGUCACUGCCGGCUCCUCUCCAUCCGUGUACGAGGAGGCCAGCGGUAGUGCCCACGUGUCCUGGCUGAACCGGAGGAAGGUCCGGUCCUUCUACAGAGGGGUGGUGGCCAAUGAGCUGCGGGCUGGGGUCAGCAUGCUGCUGCAGGGGUCAGGUCUGGGUCGCAUGAAGCCAAACGUUCUGCUGAUGGGUUUUAAAAAAGGCUGGCGGAGUGACUCCCCUCAGGAGGCGCAUAACUACAUAGGAAUACUGCAUGACGCCUUCGACCUCCAGUAUGGGGUGUGCGUGCUCAGAAUGAAAGAGGGGCUGGACAUCAGCCGCCCAUCUCAGGCACACGUUAAUCGAGGUUUUGACGGAGGAACGGACACCCUGGACACCAGCCCUGCCAGAUACAGCAUUCAAACAACCUCUUCAUCCUCUGUGGUGACCGAAGCCCAACCCGAGGUCACUACCGCAUUUCAGAAUAAACAAGGGAAGAAGACCAUUGAUGUGUACUGGCUGUCCGAUGAUGGAGGUCUGACCCUGCUGCUCCCAUACCUGCUGACCCGCAGGAAGCGCUGGGCCAGGUGUAAGGUCCGAGUGUUCGUGGGAGGAGAUUCUGACAAGAAGGAGCAGCAGAGGGAGGAGGUCCUGUCCCUGAUCAAGAGGUUCCGUCUUGGUUUCCAAGAUGUCGAAGUGCUUCCUGACAUCUACGAGGCUCCUCAGCCCAUGAACAUCCAUCAGUUUGAGAACAUGAUCGGCCGCUUCAGGUUAGAUUCCAAACCCAAACAGGAGUCAGAGUCUGGGCCGAUCGGUCAGCAGGCGGCGCCCUGGAUGAUCACGGAGCAGGACUUUGAGCGGAACAGGGUCAAGUCUCUCCGUCAGGUCCGUCUGAACGAGGUGCUGCAGGACUACUCCAGAGAGGCUGCGCUCAUCAUCAUCACCAUGCCGGUGGGGAGGAGAGGAGUGUGUCCCAGCACUCUUUACCUUGCCUGGCUCGACAUAUUGUCCAGGGAUCUUAGGCCACCAGUGCUAAUGGUCAGAGGGAACCAGGAGAGCGUGCUGACCUUCUACUGCCAAUAA